Messenger RNA from Trichosporon asahii var. asahii CBS 2479, 1953 nucleotides. RefSeq lists its product as uncharacterized. The coding region runs from base 1 to 1953 and encodes 650 amino acids. The transcript is spliced from 2 exons. The record is from RefSeq and is a predicted model, not a curated record. NCBI's taxonomy places the organism in Eukaryota, Fungi, Basidiomycota, Tremellomycetes, Trichosporonales, Trichosporonaceae.
AUGUCUGCAUCAAAAUCACGCCCAGCAGAGCUAUUCACCCCCGACCGCGCGCUGCUCAACCCGCGCUUCGAGACGUAUCGUCUUCAGUCGCUGGAUCCGUCAGCAGCUCGCGGCCACCGCCUGCCCGCGGAAGGCGCGACGCAGUCCCGAGUAGGCUACGGCAAGCAGCAGCUGGGAUUCAAGGAGGUGCGCUCGCGCAUUUCGUGGGACCACCUCGACACGCGCGGCGGACGGGGAGUAUACGUCGACACGGAGUGGAACGUCGUUGGCUUCGAACUUGACGCCGACCUGGACCCGACCUUUACGACACUGGCGAGUCUGCCUCAGCCAGUGUCCAGCGGCGAGGAGCACGCCGAAUAUCCUCGUGCACUGGCGCUGUCGGACACGCUCUGGGCGGUCUCCUCUGGCAGCGGCUCCAUCUACGUCCUCGAAGUCUCCCCUCCGGGUUCGCCCUUCGCCGGCAAGUUUAUCGCGCGGUACGAUCUCGACUCUCCCUCUCUGCUGUACGCCGCACACGGCGACGGCUCUUCCUUCCGCCUCCUGCUUACUCGGGCCGUGGUCCAAGAGUCCAGUGGGAGCAAGUACGCCCCGCGCACAGCGACGUUCGAUCUGUUCGAUGUCUCCAUCGAUCCGUCACACACCAACGACAUUGACGCGGGCGAGGAGCUCCAGCCCGAGUGGGAACUGACGGGCGGCGACCUCCCUCUCUGGGCAGCGUGGGCGGAGGGCGGCUGGGUCGUUCUCUCCGAAGAAGCGUUCGGCCCGCGCCCCGAAGCGCGAGAGGAGACUGACGCCGAGCGAGCAGCGCGCGAGCACAAGGAGAAGAAGGCCAAGCUCGGUCUCGGCGCGCACCUCCCAACGGCAGAGCAGACGCCCGCCGACACACCCCCGCCCGAGGCCGAGGCGAUGGAUGUGGACACAGAGCAGCCGAAGCAGUAUCCCUUCCACUGGACGCAGGACCAGGGCUCUGUGACAAUCACGAUCCCCCUGCCGAGCGGCACGCCGCGGGACGCGAUCAGCGUGGACUUUACGCCGUCCUCCGUCUCCGUCUCGGUCAAGGCGCCCGGCCUCUCUGUGCCGCUGUUCGCCUUCCUUUCAGCCGGCGCGCACACGUUCUGGUCCGAGGUCGCGCAGUCGACCUGGACCUACGAGGCGGACGAGGGCAGACUGACGCUCGAACUGGAGAAACAGCCCGGGGACGCGCGCUGGCCCAGUGUCUUUAUCCCAGACGACAGCGACGACGACGACGUGCCCGAGACAUUCUCGCCCGCAGCCCUCGCCGCCAUUCGGGAGAGUUUUGGCAAAGUGCAGACACGCACUGAUGACGCGAUGCCCGAGACGAACCCGACCAUUCCCGCGCUGCUCCGCGAACAGCUCGACUUUGACGAAGACGACGACUUUGCGGAACGCACCGAGGGCGCAUUCUCGGACCUGUCGGCGGGCAGCGUGGGCCGCAACGUGCUCUUCGGCUCCAUCGUGGCGGGCCAAGCAGUGUGGUCCCGCCAACCAGCCGCCGUGCUCUCGCUGCCGCUUCUGACGACGGAACCGGACCUGCCCGCGGGGCAGGGCGUCAUAGUCCGUAACGCGGUGGAUGGGCUGCUCAUCGCCCCGACGCCCGACGGGUGGAAACACGAGGGAACGAAUCCCGCCCUCGCCUUUGUGAUGUCCUCCAAACGUGACCUGAGACUUGUGCGCCACGCCACGCGCGCAGAGGAGGGACACGCGGCCAGCCUCGUGCUCGCCUUUGACGCCGGCAGCGGCACAGGCCAGGGCAACGCGUACCUGUACUGGCCCCCGAAGAAGGGCGAGGACACGGCACGACAGGGCGUGCUGGGCGUCAGCGGUGGUGAUCGCGGGGCGCUGCUUGGUGUCGGCGAAGUCGUCGUGGGGGAGAGAAGGAUCGCAGUCGCGCUGUGUGAGAAGAGCCUUGUGGUGCUGGAUCUGGAUCUGUAG